AACCGCAGGGUUUGGAGUAUAUGAACAUCAUUUCAGCACUGACACCCGCGGAGAGCGAGUGUAUAAACGAUUAGGAAUUGGAAAUACGUUAACGAUAGAUUACUUAUAUAUAUAUAUUUUAAACCUUAUCCCAUGGUUAAAUAUAUCACUACCGAUCUAUUGGUCAUAGCUGGAAUUUAAAGCGAAUUCGACAAACCCAGUUUGCCCUGCAUCAGGGCAGCAAGCUAGCGAGGGCUGCUAACUGCUGCGGUCGGACCGGACACAACACAGUACCUGAGUGACCCGAAACAAAAUCCUAUAUUUCGUAUCUUUUCAGGUUUGAGAUUGACCAAUUAAUUUUGUCUUCAGCGGGAUCCCGGUUCGGAUUGACCGGGAAUAACGGGACAGAAAUAGAUUUAUCAUCCUCAGAAUCGACUGUUCCCCUUUUGAACAAUCAAUUCAUUCCACAGAGAAAAGAUUUCAAAUCCAUUCACUUGUCAGGUUGCUGAAUGUAAUCGGAGUCUCGCUGUUUGUUAUUGUCCCGGACUCAUUCCCGACGCUCCCCGCUCCUGGAUCCCGCGCUCUCGCUCGCUCUCAAGAGUCUCUCUUAGUUUAUUUCUCGGUGCAAUUUUACGGGUAAAGUGUAACCAUGUGCUCCCGUGUGUGGUUGGUGACGGACCGGCGGAUCAGCGAGGAUUACCCCCAGGUCCGGAUCCUUCGUGCUCUGAAGCAGCGAUGCGCCGAGGAAGAGGUGGAGUUCAGGGCUGUGCUCAUGGACCAGAUAGUUCUCACCAUCACUGGUGGACAACUAGGCCUGCGAGUGAACCAGGAAGUGCAGACCUCCUACCCCCAUGUGGCAGUCAUACGCGUGCCCACCCCCUGGGUCCAGUCAGACAGCGACAUCACCGUCCUGCGGCACCUGGAGAAGAUGGGCUGUCGCUUGGUCAACCGGCCUCAGGCCAUCCUCAACUGUGUGAACAAGUUCUGGACCCUCCAGGAGCUGGCUGGACAUGGGGUGCCUCUGCCGGACACCUUCUCCUAUGGGGGCCAUGAGAACUUCAGCAAGAUGAUUGAGGAGGCAGAGCCGCUGGGAUACCCCGUGGUGGUCAAGAACACUCGAGGUCACCGAGGGAAGGCAGUAUUCCUCGCCCAGGACAAGCACCACCUCAUGGAUAUUUCCCACGUGAUCCGCCACGAGGCGCCCUACCUCUUCCAGAAGUACGUGAAGGAGUCCCACGGGAAGGACAUCCGCGUGGUGGUGGUGGGGGGGCGUCUGAUCGGCUCCAUGCUGCGCUGCUCCACUGACGGGAGGAUGCAGAGUAAUUGUUCUCUGGGUGGCGUGGGGAUGCUGUGCCCCCUGAGCGAGCAGGGCAGGCAGCUGGCAGUGCAGGUGUCCAACAUCCUGGGCAUGGACGUGUGCGGCAUCGACCUGCUGAUGAAGGACGACGGCUCGUUUGUGGUGUGUGAGGCCAACGCCAACGUGGGCUUCAUCUCCUUUGACCGUGCCUGCGGCCUGGACGUGGGGGGCAUCAUCGCCGACUACACGCUCUCCUUGCUGCCCAGCCGCCUCACCCGCAAGAUGUCUCUGCUCUCCGUGGUGUCUAGCGCCAGCGAGACCAGCAGCGAGCCCGAGGUGUGCCUGCCUGCCAGCGCCAUCCCAGAGGCCGUGUAGGCCAUGAGCGCAGGCUCCACCUCCAGCGAGAGCGACCCCGAGCUGCCUCUGCCAGACACCCCCUUCAACAUGAACAGCAUCAGCAGCAGUGAGAUCAAGCUACUGACUGAGUGAGGCUGCAGGCUUGCACACACUCACAGCACACACACACUCACACACACACGCACUCACACACUCACAGCAUUGGCAGGCUGCUUCCCUUUACAACACUCAAUUAAUUCAGUACAGGACCAUGGGGUUGUGGAUUCUUCAGAGGGUGCUCAAUACAGCUGUGCCAGAAUAUUGUGGCUGCAAGUUAAUUCUAUAUUUGAAAAUGGUUUAACCAGGAUAGCCCAUAAUUCAUAUUCAUGAACUGUGAUUUCAAAUCAGUGUCUCCUGGUUCCCAGUCACUAACUCUAAACACAAAGCCUCAUGUUUUCAGUUUUUAUUUUCCAGCUCCAAACCCAGAUCAACAUAAAAACAAGGGCAGCUUACCUGCAGUGAAGGCUCAUGGGAGCGCAGAGUGUAGUUCUCCUGCACUGUUACACCACACCAGCAGUUUCAGUGCAGUCUGGUGAUGGUGAAUUGCAGUUAAAAUGUAGAUAUGGCAUUCAAAGUUGCUUACUCCUACAUUAGAGAUCCAUUUCAACUAUAUAUUUCACAGGUAGGAUCAAGUGCAGAGAAUUUAGAGGACAGAUGCAUCGGGAAAUGUUGUUUUGUUGCAUUGCCACUUGAAAGUAGAACGAUUAAACACAGAUGGAUCAAUAGAAAGCUGUGUCUAAUUAACUGAAGAAUACUUACCUAAUAAGGAUGCCUGGCUUUGCUGAAGAAUGUAGGGGUUCAGUAAACCUGAUUUCUAUUGGUCCAAGCUGUAGUGGCAAUGUAACUCAUUACCUGGCAACCGCUGAAGCAACAGUAUUGAUUUGAGCAGCUUGAGUGUCAUCUACAACUAGAGGCUUCCAGUCUGCCUCCCUCAUUCCCUUUGGUACCAUCCUUGUUCUAGUGUGCUUUGAAACAGAGGCAGGCCUGUUUAUUAAAUAAGGGUUCAUAUUGAUGAAACUUUGUGUCCACUGUUUCCUAGGUUUUCAAACACCGGGGAGUUCAGGUUUUGUGAAUAUGGGUUCAGGUUGAACAGUGUGAAACAGACCGGUAUAAACUUUUCUUUAUAGAGCAGUCUAGACAGGAGAGAGAGUCUCCACAGUUCUUUUUAUCUGAGUGCUUUGGUUUCCUCUGCUCCCACAGGUUCUCCCUGUUGGAGCAACGAGUCACUGGACAAUUGAUAGUUUGACUUGGUUAGGUCAUGCUAACUAAGUACUGUAUGCACAUGUAUUUUAUAGCAAAUACGUUAUUUCCAGUUGAUACACAAAUCUUUACAUAAUCAUAUUUUUAUGACUGGACUUGCCAGUGCUAAAUGUACCCAGGCAAGCACAAACAAACAGAUUGUUAUUUUAAGUGCAGCAAUAGGAAUAGAGGCCUGAAAGCAGCCAGUGCCCUGAAACACAACUCCGUUCCUUAUUGUCUGAUUGCAUUGACCAGUGCAGUGGAUACUGCUGACAGGAGAGUCAGGAUGAUUCUGCACGAAAGGUUCGUGAAUGGAUGCUAAAACAAACCAGCAGGCAGCCUUCCUUGGGCAUGUUAGACUCCAGUCCAUUACUUCCAUUCAUACACACCACGAUGGCUAAAUCAAAUAAGCGAAGCAUCAACUGUUUUAAUUGCUUUUUAUAUUGUAUUUCUCAUAUUUUUAUUGAUACACUUUAAUGAAUUUUGAUGAGAAGAAAUCAGAUGAAAAAAGAAAGGAAAGUUUACGGAAAUGCUCACAGACCUAGCCUAAAUAUUUUUUUACGUAAUCCGGCUUUUUCCAAUGUGAUGCUUCUGUUUGAUUUUCUCUUGCCGUGGCAACGCAAUUUGGUUCACUUCAUUCACAAUGGAGCUGCAUAUCAUUCCCUGCUGUUCUGACAUGCCAAAGCAGCACCUGUCACCUUGCAUUGCAUCACUUUAGGUCACUACUGCGAAGGUUGUCUGUGGCAGUCACGCACACAUAGAACAUUUCAAAGUGAGCAGGACAACACGUACAGGAGUCGGACCAAACAUUAGGAACAUCUGCUUUUAAAUAAAUAGGAUGUUACUUGUAACACAAAUGGAAUCCCUGGUAAGUGUUCUGUAAUAUAUAAAAGCUGCAUCUCCCUGUUGUAAUUUAAUUUCAGCCAUGAGAGGCAAGACAGCAGACUGGUAUAGGGUCGAUAGUACACACUCAGUUGACAGGCUUUUCCGUAUCCAAGACUGCACUAGUUACUGAUGCUUCAGUAGGAACAGGAGCUUAAAAGAAUUGUUCAGGAGACCAGACUUUCCUGCAGAUUUCUCCCACCUGUGUAACUGCCCUGAAGGAACCGGAGGAAAAAUGGUCACAUAUUCUCCAGAACAGUUCAAACAUCUUGCAGGCUUGUCACAUGUUGACCCUAGACCUCAUCGUGGCAGGAGUUUAAAAUGUUGUGUUCAGUCCCUGUACAUGCUAGUGAUUCUGUCCUAUCUUUGAGUAUCUCCUCUUCAACUGGCUCUAUCUAAAGCAGAUUAUAAACCAUCUGUCCCUGCAGUGGGACAAUGACAAUACAUCAUUAAAAGAGAAUUUGCUUAACGUCCUGUGGUAAACCGGUAUGGAUUACCACAUCAGGUGGGGCUUGCUUUCCCUCUGUAUUGAAAAGAAACCCAUUGAUAUUUCAAAUCACUUGUUUCUUGAAGUUCCCUGCUGUGUAUAGAUUUGAGCCCUGGCUUGAGUCUGUUUGACCAUUUUAUCCAAGGUGUUUUCCACAAAGGGUGAGCAUGAUGGCACAUGAACAAGUUGAACUGGUUUAGCUUUAGUUCACUGUGAGCAUUUGCUUUUUUCCUUCCACUGAUUAACACUUAAUAUUGCUGCUAAUUAUUUUAAAGAGUCAGGACCUGUCCUGGAUCCUACUUUAUCAUUCCAUUGAUUCCAUUGAGGGAAGCAGCCCGGAUCAGAGUAAUUCAUUAUACAUACGUAGCUAGGAAGAAACCCAAACUUCAAACCAACACUCCACAGUACCAACAAUGUUAACAUGUGCUCUUUUUUUCUUUGUUUGUUUCAUACAGUUCAGUGUUUUUCAUUUUUUUAUUUAUUGUAUAUUUAAAAAAAAAAGGUUUGUGUGCACUAAUCCUCUUCAAAGGGUAAAGCAAGAAGUUUGCAUUUUGUGGAAUAUUUUACUAACUGUUUGUGUCAACAGACAUGUAAAGCACUUGCAAUAAACUGUGGAAUGAACGUUCCUACUGGAC
Messenger RNA from Acipenser ruthenus (sterlet), 4915 nucleotides. RefSeq names its product beta-citrylglutamate synthase B. The record is from RefSeq and is a predicted model, not a curated record. Gene Ontology annotation, biological process: protein modification process. The transcript is spliced from 5 exons. The coding region runs from base 629 to 1651 and encodes 340 amino acids. Gene Ontology annotation, cellular component: cytoplasm. Lineage: Eukaryota; Metazoa; Chordata; Actinopteri; Acipenseriformes; Acipenseridae. Gene Ontology annotation, molecular function: ligase activity, forming carbon-nitrogen bonds; ATP binding; metal ion binding.